AUGGCUAUCCUAGUGAUUUCUGUUGGAGCAGAUCGAAUAUUCCAAACGAAACGAACUUCAUUCACCUCUUCAAAUGAAGCUCAAGAUAUGGAUGAUUUGAGAGUGGCCAAGUGCACCUGUGGUGCUGGAACUUUAAUGCUAAUUUUGUCUCCAACUUCUUAUUUUGAUUGGGUGUCCAAUGAGUUGUGUAGUAGGUUUAAGCUUAAGUUAUGCCAUUUUGAGUUGAGGUACUCUUUUAUGGAUUACUCCAAUUGUUUACUGGAAUCUAAUGAUUAUUUGAAAAUCAUGUUUAUGGUAUGUGGACUGAUGAAGGAUCAAUUAAUUCACAUUGUUGUUUGGGAUAAGGCUGUAGUGAAUGAUGUUCAAAAAGUUAAUACGACUAUAAUUGCUUCUCGUUUUUUGUUGGAGGUUGUACAUAAUAAUGGUAGUAUUGAGCAAGAUGAGGAUAUAUGUAAAGAUUCAAGUGUGGUUGGUAGUAUUGUUGAUUCAAGUGCAGCUUCUUCUUCUUGUUUGAGUAUUGAUUUUGAUGGUAGUAGUAGUGAGUUUGGAAAUGACUAUUUAGGCAAAUAUGGAAGUUGUGGAGGUUGUAAGUAUUUGUCUACUGAUUGA
Molecule: messenger RNA, 609 nt
Organism: Prunus armeniaca (apricot)
Lineage: Eukaryota; Viridiplantae; Streptophyta; Magnoliopsida; Rosales; Rosaceae
Source: the annotation of a GenBank genome assembly